This is a messenger RNA of Brugia malayi, 2553 nucleotides long. Its product is annotated as RE33889p, putative. Lineage: Eukaryota; Metazoa; Nematoda; Chromadorea; Rhabditida; Onchocercidae. Gene Ontology annotation, biological process: protein ubiquitination; rescue of stalled cytosolic ribosome. The transcript is spliced from 16 exons. Bases 1 to 2553 code for a protein of 850 amino acids. Gene Ontology annotation, molecular function: ubiquitin protein ligase activity; ribosome binding. The record is from RefSeq and is a predicted model, not a curated record.
AUGUCUGAAUUAGAAGCUGUUGCAAAACGAGCAAGCAGCACUGCAAAUUACGGUGCAAGGGAUAAUGGACGUGGGCAACAGGAACCUACUAGUAGCAGCAACAGAAGAGGUAUGGUUGGACAUUAUGGUCGUGGUAGAGGUAGAAUUCAAGAGUCAGAUCAGAGAUAUGACCGGAAUCGUCAUAAUUUUUAUAAUACGAGCAGCGGACGAGAUAGACAUGAUGCAAACUCCAGAAGGCAUAUGAUUCGCAGUCCAAAAUAUUAUGAACAUAUUACUGCUACUUUAAAUCGGUUGGAUCACGGUGGUAUUAAAUUCAGGGGCGAGACUUCAGAAUGUGAUAUAUGUUGUCGUGAAUCUGAUAUAUUUGCUGUUGGGUCGUGUUUACAUCCUAUAUGCAUAGAAUGCGGAAUUCGACUACGAAUUUUGUGUAAAAAUGAGACGUGUCCAAAAUGCAGAACUGUUAUCGAUAUAUUAUAUUUUGUGCCGUUUCCGGGUGAUUGGAAUGGUUACCAAAUACCAUUUCAAUGUAUAGAACAUGGGGAUACUGCAAAGUACAAAAUUAAAUUGGCAGAUGAUUAUGUUGCAAGAUGUUACGACAGCUAUUUAUCCCACCAAUGCAUAAUAUGUAGAAAAAGGGGUGAAAAAAGGGUAUUUGAAACGUUUGCUCAGUUGAAUCAGCAUGUGUAUAUGGUUCAUCGUUUUGAAUUUUGUGAUAUUUGUGUGGAAAAUUUAAACUUAUUUACUCAUGAGCGGAAAUUUUAUUCUCAAGUUGAUCUGAAACGACAUUUGGAACUUGGUGAUUCUGAUGACAAGAGCUUUAAAGGUCAUCCACAAUGUCUGUUCUGUAAAAAACGUUUCUUGGAUGAAGAGUUUCGCUAUAAACAUCUUCGUAAAGAGCAUUUCUUUUGCCAGAUUUGUGAUGCUGAAGGACGAAGCAAUUAUUUUUUUCCGCAACAUAAGGAUUUAUUGAGUCAUUACAAAGCGAAACAUGUUGUAUGCGAGGAGGGUGAAUGCUUACAUUUAGGAAUAGUAUUUCGAACAGAUACCGAACUAAAAAUACAUAAGAGUCGAGAUCAUGCUGCUGGUCCGCAAACACUAACUUUAGAUUUUCAUUUCUCUGACCGAAACACAACUGGACCAAGUCGAGGUGGUAGAGCAGUAGCAGGUUAUAUACCACAUGAACGACAUUUACGAGAGAAUAAGUCAAUUUCCAACAAUAUACCGAAUGCAUCUUCAUUAGAAAAUGAAGAAUUAGUUAGGUCAUCUAUUCCAAAUUGCGUUCCACAAUUCACAUUACAAGGUAGCGAUUUUCCUCGUUUAGAAAAAUCUGUACGAAUUUCCGGUGUUUCGAAUCCAGUGCCUUCAUCGAAUCCGAUGAAUAGUAAGAAUACUGCAAAAGUUCAGACAGUAAACACCAUCGCAAUUAGUACCAAAGCUACAUCAAAUCCUCGCAAACCAAACGCUGCUUCUUCAAGGUCGUGGUUUAUUGAUGAUGAUGAACAGUUCCCUUCUCACCGGUCACAUCUAAGUACUUUAAAUAAACAGCAAACGGAAAACGCAGAAACAGAAAAUUUCGUGAAAAAUAAAGUUAAGGUUGAAACUAGUUCAGGGACAUCGGCGAUCGAGUUAGCAUGGUCUAAAGCAAUGAAAAAACCAAUGUCUUUAAGCAACGUAGCAUCCGAAUUAGCAUUAAGUGAUUUUCCAAGUUUACCGACACCCGCAGUAAAAAAACCUAUGAACAAUUUAUUGCCUGGAUCAGUAUGGAAUAAAAAGUGUCACUCUGUCAUGCAGACAUCUUCCGGACAACCGAAAAUAUCUUCAUCUGUCACUAGUAGCGUUUCACGAAAAAAUAAGCAACAACCAUUGCUAGAUCUUUGGCGUCAAGAAUCUGUACCGGAAAAAUGGGAGGAUCGGGAAGAUUCAUCUACAUUGGGAUCACUAUCGAAAAUGACUUUGGAAGAUAUGGUUAUUGUCAAGGAUGCACCAAGCAAGAAAAAAGAGUGUAAAAAGACUACGAACAAACAGCAACGCAAUGUUGUUAAGAAACUGGAUGAUCAAUUAGGUGCGAAAAGAAAGAUGGAGGAGGAGAUAAAUGAUGACUUCGUUGAUCCUUUCCCAUCUCUAUCUUCUCGAACUAAUCAGAAAAGUGAGACUGAAGAGUUACGUUCAUCAUCAACCUUCUCAGUUUCGAAUAACAUGACAACAAAAGAAGAUAAAAGUGAGCCUAUGGAGACAACUGCUACAAAUGCAUUAUCGUUUAAGGAUUUUACGAAUCUUCUUGAAAGAUCAGGAGAAAAAGGAGAAAAAGUCCUUGAGAAACAAUCAGAAAAUAAUAGGAACUAUUUUCCAACUGGUUUUGUUUCACCUCCCGGAUUAUGCUCACUGACUUUAGCGCCUCCUCCUGGUUUUGGUCCACCACCAGGUUUUGGUAAAAUAAUAUGUCCAGAAAUGCAAACUUCAUCGAGCGAUGCGGUGAAAUCUUCUGCUAAAAAUGUAGACGUGAACGUUUCAAAGAUAGUAGGACAUGGUAAUAAAAAGAAAGGCAAGAAAUAA